Molecule: messenger RNA, 2237 nt
Organism: Aspergillus pseudotamarii
Lineage: Eukaryota; Fungi; Ascomycota; Eurotiomycetes; Eurotiales; Aspergillaceae
Gene: nap1
Product: histone chaperone NAP1
Exons: 5
Coding region: 309-1544 (411 amino acids)
Biological process (GO): nucleosome assembly
Cellular component (GO): nucleus; chromatin
Molecular function (GO): histone binding; chromatin binding
Source: RefSeq, a predicted model, not a curated record
AUCUGCGGGGACUUCCUACCUGGUAUUAGUACAUAGUAGGUGACGAGCUAAUCUAACAUAUUAUUGUUUAUUACAGUAAGGUAUUGUUGGGAGGGUUCCAAAGGUUCUCAACCAGCAGAGGUCUCAGUCCCGCCAAGCCCCUCGGCCCAAGGGCGCUAAAGAUCCCACCAAGCCAGUAUUCCAGACUCCCAAAACUUAGGCGUAUCAAAUUCUUCCUCAUCUCUUGACUUUCAUCAGCGACAACCCCUCAGCCAACCUCCCCUAUCUCCCUCAACCCAUCUAUAAGCCUGUUGGACAACGUUCUUACAAUGUCUGAGCCUAUUAGAAAUAAGAAAGCAGAUUUUCCGGUCGCCCCGACGCCUCAGAACACCCCAGCUAAUAAUGCCCCUAUUUCCUCCCAUGCCCAGCAGCCCGGAGUCUCUAGUAUCAAAGAAGAAUCCCUUGAUCAUGCCACAGCUGCUUCUUUAUUCGCGAGAAACCCUGGACUUGUCUCCAUGAUUCAAGGGAAAUUGGGAUCACUUGUCGGUCGCUCUUCCGGAUAUAUCGAGUCUCUGCCCGCACCUGUCCGCCGACGUGUCGCUGGACUGAAAGGUAUCCAGAAGGAACAUGCCAAGCUGGAAGCUCAAUUCCAAGAAGAGGUGCUGGAGCUCGAAAAGAAGUACUUCGCAAAAUUUACUCCUCUGUAUCAAAGGCGUGCCACGAUCGUCAAUGGGGCUGCGGAACCGACCGACGGUGAAGUUGAUGCGGGCAAAGACGAGGAAGAAGAUGUGGAUGUUAAGAGCGAAGAUGAAUCUAAGAAGUCCGAGGACAAGGUGUCAUCAACAGCUGGAAUACCCGAGUUCUGGCUUUCUGCUAUGAAAAAUCAAAUCUCUCUGGCGGAGAUGGUGACUGAACGAGACGAAGAGGCUCUCAGACAUCUCACCGAUAUCCGAAUGGAGUACCUUGAUCGUCCGGGAUUUCGCUUGAUUUUUGAAUUCUCUGAGAAUUCAUUCUUUACAAACAAGACUAUCUCGAAAACGUACUAUUACAAGGAAGAGAACGGGUACGGCGGUGAUUUCAUAUAUGAUCAUGCCGAGGGUACCAAGAUCGAUUGGAAAGACGACAAGGACCUCACUGUUCGUGUCGAAAGUAAAAAGCAAAGGAACAAGAACACAAAGCAAACUCGCGUUGUCAAGAUAACCGUGCCCACGGAGUCUUUCUUUAAUUUCUUUUCUCCCCCACAGCCUCCAACGGACGACGAUGAUACUGUCGCUACUGACAUUGAAGAGCGGCUUGAGCUUGACUACCAGCUUGGAGAGGAUAUCAAGGAGAAGCUCAUUCCCCGCGCAAUCGAUUGGUUUACUGGGGAGGCUCUUCAGUUCGAAGAACUGGGCGAUGAUAUGGAUCCGGAUGAAUUUGACGACGAGGACGAGGACGAGGACGAGGAUGAAGAUGAUGACGACGACGACGACAGGAAGUCUGAUGGGGACGUUGAUGACGACUCUGAUGAAGAGGACGGUACUUCGAAGCCCAAAAAGGAGGCCGCAGAAUGCAAACAAAGCUGAACAGUCAGCUAAUCGUUGAAAGCGCAAAUUCGAAUGGUGCUAUAAUCAUAUCUCCACUUGACUUCUGGUGCCUGCUUUUCUUCUUUUGUUUCUCUCAGAUUGUUUCUUCUAAUCAUGCGUGGCUCCUGAUCCAUUCAAUAGCGGUCCACUGUAUAUAUGGUCAAAGUAUAAUGUUCACCAUCAGGUUGGUGGGCAUGUAGUGGAUGGUAAAGUUCGUUGGAUGGAACCGUCAAGGCAGUCUCGGUCCUUAAUCGUUUUUCUUCGUCACCCUCCAAACUCCUUCUCCCAUGGCCUUUUCCUCUUCCUACUUUUUCUUUAAUACUUUUUUCCGUCUUACCAUAUAAAAUGCUGGCGGCGCGAGGAGUUCGCUUCCGUUCAAUUAUCUACAGUUGUCCUAAAACGAUCUGCCCAUGCUCUUGAAAAUAUGAAUGAUGGUACAUGGUAAAAGAGAAUAUUAAUCAUAAGCGUUUAUCGUUAGUUUACCUAGUAGUUAAUCUUUAUAAAACGUCGAAGCUUCUUGCUAUAAACCGAUGAAUGUGAUUCACCGCUUAUUCAAAAUUGGCUGGUUUUCUCCACGUAGCUAAACUCCACUCAUGGGGCCCUAGGUCAGCUAUCAACUCACCUCGCGAGGUCAUCAUCCUGUUGAGGGUUUACGGAGUAAGCGAAUGAUGAGAAGGCGAAUCUGAAGUCCGG